AUGAGCGCUCUUAGAUGGGGAAAAUGCUGCUGUGGAUUCUGGCUUUAUAUUGCCUUAAAUAUGUGUUUCCUCAGUCCUUGCUUCCAAAGAGAACGUGCGUUUUUCAAGUAAGCCACAAAAACAACGGAGGACACUCAUCUGCUGGUAAUGUGAGUGGGUCCCUGCAGAUCUGUGAGAACACCCGCUGCUGCAUGGCUAUCUAUCGGAUGAUAAACGGCCAACCACAGGUGGACACUCUCGCUUGCGGUAAAGUGGAAACCUUAUGUCCAGAUGCAACCUGCAAGGUACAACCACGCCUUCAAAAUCGCUUCAUAGGAUGUGUGUGUGGAACAGAUCUCUGCAACAGUAACUUCACGUGGACUCCAGAUUCAGAGCAGCAUUCACUCACUGACUCCUACUCUGCAGCUGACAUCUCGAAGAUUGUUGUGUUGGUGAUGUUUCCAAUACUCGCCUUUGCACUCGCUGCUAAGUGGAUUUAUCUCUACAAAAAGAAAGAGAAAAAUCUGCUGUCUGUUCUUCCUAAUGACAACAUCCUGCAACCAUGCUCUUGUCAAACAAAGUCUUCAGAGAGUUACAUUACGAACAUCGAACUGCAGCAGGUUGUGGGACAAGGACACUUUGCCACAGUUUUUAAAGGGAACUACACAGAAACUGCAGUGGCUGUGAAAGUGUAUCCUGCAGGGUGGAAAGAUAAAUUCACAACAGAAAAGGACAUUUAUGAAUUACCACUGAUGAGGCAUGCUGGGAUUGCUCACUUCCUGGGUGCGGGGAGGAAUCCAAGAGACAGAAGCUGGUUUGUUGUGGUCGAGUUUGCAGAACAUGGUUCUCUUCACUCCUUUCUGUGUGAAAACACCCUCAGCUGGAUGCAGGCACAGAACAUGUGUCUGUCCUUGUCCCAAGGACUUUCCUAUCUCCACUCUGACCUCCACAGCCAGGAUGUGCACAAACCUGCUGUGGCCCAUAGAGACCUGAGCAGCUUCAAUGUCCUGGUGAGAGCAGAUGGUAGCUGCGCUCUCUGUGACUUUGGAUGCUCCACUAUUCUGCGUUCUUGCUCAGGGCCAUGGGUCAUGAGACAAGCCACAAACACAAAGGGUUAUGCCCAGCUUGGUACUCCCCACUACAUGUCUCCUGAGAUCCUGGAGGGCUCCGUAAACCUGAACAACAGCUCCUUCCUGCUGCAGGCCGACAUCUACGCCUUGAGUUUGAUAUUGUGGGAAAUAUGGAUGCGCUGCUCUGAUUUAUCAAAGGGUGGCACCGUUCCACAGCAUCUUUUGCCGUAUGAACUGGAGCUGGAAGGCAACGUGACGCUGGAGAGACUCAUCCUCUAUGUGUGUGAAAUGGACAGGAGACCUUCAAUCCCUGAACCCUGGGAGCUGCUGCCACAGGGAUCUGCAAUGAAGGAACUCCUGACGGAAUGUUGGGACCGGGACACAGAUGCCCGUUUAACAGCACACUGUGUUGUGGACAGAUUAGUGUCUCUCCAGGCUGAUUUAUCACCAUGAUUAUUAUUAUUAUUAUGCACAUAGUUUCAGUUGUAAAACGCAGCUGUACACUCUUUGUUUUCACUGUUUUUUUAAAUUCAAGUCAGGUAGUUAAAUGUUGAAGAACUGCACAUAAAGUAUAGUGACAUAUUCAGAUAGAGGCUACUCAAAAUAUACAUUUUCCUAGGUGGUAA
Messenger RNA from Oryzias latipes (Japanese medaka), 1675 nucleotides. RefSeq names its product Mullerian inhibiting substance type II receptor (gene misrii). Gene Ontology annotation, biological process: cellular response to growth factor stimulus; BMP signaling pathway; protein phosphorylation. Gene Ontology annotation, cellular component: plasma membrane; signaling receptor complex. The record is from RefSeq and is marked provisional. NCBI's taxonomy places the organism in Eukaryota, Metazoa, Chordata, Actinopteri, Beloniformes, Adrianichthyidae. Gene Ontology annotation, molecular function: ATP binding; transforming growth factor beta receptor activity.